AUGGAUCGCUAUCUCUCUCUUCUUCUCGCGUUCUCUCUCUUGAUCGUCUCGCGUGCUCAAUCGGACAGCGCAGAUCCGCUGAUCAGGCAAGUGGUCGACGGCGGCGAUGAUCACCAGCACGACCAUCGGCUCGGAGCCGAACACCACUUCUCGCUCUUCAAGCACCAAUUCGGCAAGUCGUACGCGAGCCAGGAGGAGCACGACUACAGGUUCGAAGUGUUCAAGGCCAACCUGCGCCGAGCCGCGCGACACCAGAGGCUCGACCCGUCGGCUCAACACGGCGUGACUCGGUUCUCCGAUAUGACCCCGGCCGAGUUCCGAAAGAGUCAACUCGGACUCAGAGGGCUGAGGCUUCCUGCCGACGCCACCAAGGCUCCGAUUCUCCCGACCGAGAAUCUGCCUGAGGAUUUUGAUUGGAGGGAUCGUGGAGCUGUCACCGCCGUUAAAAAUCAGGGCUCGUGCGGGUCGUGCUGGAGUUUCAGUACUACAGGAGCUUUGGAAGGUGCCCACUUUCUGGCGACUGGAGAGCUUGUGAGCCUCAGUGAGCAGCAGCUUGUGGAUUGUGAUCACGAGUGUGAUCCAGAGGAGGCAGGUUCAUGCGACUCUGGAUGCAAUGGCGGGCUCAUGAACAGUGCCUUUGAGUACACACUCAAAGCUGGUGGACUAAUGAAGGAAGAAGAAUAUCCAUACACUGGUACCGAUCGUGGAACCUGCAAAUUUGACAAAAGCAAAAUUGCAGCAAAGGUUGCCAAUUUCAGUGUUGUCUCCCUUGAUGAAGAACAAAUUGCUGCAAACCUUGUGAAAAAUGGCCCUCUUGCAGUGGCUAUCAACGCAGUGUUCAUGCAAACAUAUGUUGGUGGAGUGUCAUGCCCCUACAUUUGCUCAAAGAGAUUGGAUCAUGGGGUGUUGCUCGUGGGUUAUGGUGCGGCUGGCUAUUCUCCCAUCAGAAUGAAGGAGAAGCCAUACUGGAUCAUAAAGAACUCAUGGGGAGAGAACUGGGGAGAGAAGGGAUUCUACAAAAUCUGCAAGGGCCGGAAUAUCUGCGGUGUAGACUCCAUGGUCUCAACUGUUGCUGCAGCAUCUGUUGAGACCAACCCACAGUAG
Molecule: messenger RNA, 1104 nt
Organism: Prunus armeniaca (apricot)
Lineage: Eukaryota; Viridiplantae; Streptophyta; Magnoliopsida; Rosales; Rosaceae
Source: the annotation of a GenBank genome assembly